GAGAGAACUAGACAAAUAGCAUUAGUAAACAGUCCAGCUCUCCUCCUGCAGAUGGUGUCCAGAAGGUUCUUGGCAAGCAGGGAGGCAAGAGUGAGCUGCGAAUACCCAACCUUCCUUACAAGAUGCCCCUUACCUCCCUGCAGGGCCAGAUGGGCAUGUUGACCACUGAGGACCAGUACGUUGAGGCCAUAGAGCGAAUUACAUCUGAAAUAAAGGAGAAGCCAGACAAUCCAGAGUUGUUUCUUCUGAGAAGUCAAAAUUUGCUGAAGCUAGAGAAAUUCAAAGAGGCGAGCAGUGACGCCAGCCGGGCUGUGGAUCUUGGUGCCGGUGCGGAGGGUCACCUGGUGCAAGGCAAGGCUCUGUUCAACCUGGGACGCUUUGUGGAGGCUCUUGAGGCGUUCACCAAGGGCAAGGCCAAGGGAGGUGCAAACUUGGGCAAGCUUGAUCAGUUUGGCCAGUGGAUAUCCUGGUGUGAAGACCGAAUCAAGAAGCUUGGACUGAGUGAAGCCAGCAACCCUGCCAACAAGACCAGCAUGGAGGAAAAGAAGGAAGAAGCUGCAGGUGAUGCAGCUGCCACUGCUCCCAACGAAAUGCCAGUACCAAAGAUCAAGCACGACUGGUACCAGACUGAAGCGUUUGUCAUCGUCACAGUGCUUGUCAAGAACCUCAAGCAAGAGGACGUCAAAGUAGACUUCACCGAGAAAACUGUGAGUGUGUCCGCCCCACUACCAUCAGGCUCCGAGUACAGCCUGGAGCUGGACCUGUGCCAUCCCAUCAACCCCGCACAGUCCUCAUUCAGAGUGGUGCCAUCAAAGAUAGAGAUCAAAAUGAAGAAGGUGGAUGGUAUCAGGUGGGGUGCCCUGGAAGGGGAUGGGGAGCCACCUUCCGUCAAAGCCUCCAUUCCAGGAACAUCAGAAGCAACAAAGGUCCCAUCAUACCCAACAUCUGCCUCCAAGAAGCACGACUGGGACAAGCUGGAGGCAGAGGUCAAGAAGGAGGAGGAGGAGGAGAAGUUGGAAGGUGAUGCAGCGUUAAACAAACUCUUCCAGAAGAUCUACGGCCAGGGCUCAGAGGAGACUCGCCGGGCCAUGAAUAAGUCAUUUAUGGAGUCAGGUGGCACAGUUCUAAGCACCAACUGGAAGGAGGUGGAAGGCCAGAAGGUGGAGGUGAAGCCGCCAGAUGGUAUGGAGUACAAGAAGUGGAACCAGUAAGGACAUCCCCUCCCCCUGUUAACUAUUUUUCUUGCUUCUCUAAGUGAUAAAUGCACAUAUUACUAUUGUCUCAUGAUUAGAUUUAGGACAUCAAAGGCUCUUUUUUAUUCAUGAAUUAAUGUUGAAGUACAUUUUUCUAACACAUUUCAUGCCAGCGCCAUAUCUAAGUGUACACUCAAGCUCAUGACAUGCCUACAAUAUCCUCAUUUGCUACAUCCAAGAGAUAAUAAAUAUGAUUCAUAGAA
This is a messenger RNA of Portunus trituberculatus (swimming crab), 1456 nucleotides long. It is a transcript of the gene Sgt1, whose product is annotated as protein SGT1 homolog. Gene Ontology annotation, biological process: protein stabilization. The transcript has 10 exons. The coding region runs from base 123 to 1211 and encodes 362 amino acids. Gene Ontology annotation, molecular function: protein-folding chaperone binding. Lineage: Eukaryota; Metazoa; Arthropoda; Malacostraca; Decapoda; Portunidae. The record is from RefSeq and is a predicted model, not a curated record.